This is a messenger RNA of Epinephelus fuscoguttatus (brown-marbled grouper), 2736 nucleotides long. RefSeq names its product protein NYNRIN-like. The transcript has a single exon. The coding region runs from base 1 to 2736 and encodes 911 amino acids. Gene Ontology annotation, biological process: DNA integration. The record is from RefSeq and is a predicted model, not a curated record. Gene Ontology annotation, molecular function: nucleic acid binding; RNA-DNA hybrid ribonuclease activity. Lineage: Eukaryota; Metazoa; Chordata; Actinopteri; Perciformes; Serranidae.
AUGCAGUCCGCUCCUGCUUUAGGGAUGCCAAAUUAUGCUAAACCUUUUCAUCUCUAUGUUGCAGAAAAAACAGGCUUUGCAUGUGCCGUCCUGAUGCAAGACACACCCACAGGUAAACAGCCAUUGGCGUAUUAUAGUACUAAACUGGACAACAUCGAGGCUGGCCUGCCACCCUGCUAUCAGGGACUGGCAGCCGCUGUUUUUGCCUUUCAGAAAGCCUCAUCGCUGACCAUGGGACAUCCUGUGACGCUGUACACUUCCCACCAAAUUCAUGCACUACUGACUAGUCCACGAUUCGUCUUAACACAAGCCAGACGCACGGGCUAUGAGGUAAUCCUAUCAGCCCCUGAACUCAAUAUUCAGCACUGCACCGUCAUUAACCCCGCCACUAAACUGAUUUUACCAACAGAAGGUACUCCACACGACUGCAUUCAUGACACAGAGAAGUUUAUGCGGGCCAGAGAAGACUUGCAUAAUCAGCCAAUUCCUACUGACCUCACAUUGUUUGUGGAUGGCUCAUGUUUUCGUGACGCCACUGGUAGCCAUGCAGGCUACGGGAUUGUUCAGCUCAAAAAUGACGAGCACACCUUUGACACAUUACAGGCACGUAAGCUUGCUCAGCCCUGCUCAGCCCAACUCGCAGAGAUAAAAGCGUUGACAGAAGCAUGUAAAUUAGCUGAAGGAAAAUUGCUAAACGUCUACACGGACUCAGCAUAUGCCUAUGGCGUGUGCCAUGUUCACGCUAACAUUUGGAAACAACGAGGAUUUCGCAGAGCUGAUGGCACCCCUGUAACUCAUGGAGCUGCCAUCCUCAAUCUGUUAGAAGCCAUGUUGCUUCCCACAGCCCUAGCUGUCAUUAAAUGUCCAGCCCACCAAAAGACCAACACAUUGAUAGCUACAAGCAAUAACCUUGCAGAUGAAGCAGCCAAACAAGCAGCAAUAGGGGCAGUAAUGGCACCCAUAUUAACCAUACAAGACUGUGAACCUCUCACAUCCUUGCCCUCACUUAUAGCCGCUCAAGAUAGAGUAGAUGAGGCUGAGAAACGCUUAUGGGUAAAACAUGGAGCUAUUAAGAAUACGCAAACGGGCCCAAUACGGGGUCCAUUGUAUGGAGUUUGGCUAGAUGCCCAUGGCCGCUUUGUACUACCAACCUUACUACUAAGACAUGCAAUAAUUUGGGCGCAUGGUAGUGACCAUUGCGCAAGGGGGGAGAUCCUAAGGAAACUGCAAGCAGUAUGGUGGUCGCCAUUCAUGGCAGCCACGGUGGACAGAGUACUAAAUGAAUGUGACGUUUGCGCAGAAUACAACAUCAGGAAAGUUUUUUCAGCCCCACUGGCACACAUACCACCCCCAGACGGACCAUUCAGACACCUCAUGUUGGACUACAUAGACAUGGGACCGCAGUCAAGAGUAAGGGGACUGAGAUAUGUCUUAGUGGUCAUAUGUAGAUAUAGUAGAUGGGUGGAGGCAAAAGCCACUGCAAAAUCAGACCACAAAACAGUCGCAAAAUUUUUGUGUCAGGAAGUCUUCCCGAGAUUUGGAAUGCCAGAUACCAUAUCAUCAGACAACGGCAGCCACUUUGUGUCCAAUGUCAUACAAGAGACACUAAAGCAAUUAGGAAUCAAACAAAAAUUUGGCUGCGUUUACCAUCCCCAAUCACAGGGAGCGGUAGAAAGGGCAAAUGGCAUCUUGAAAACCAAAAUAGCCAAGAUAGUGGCAGACAGCAGAAACAAGCUUAACUGGGUGGAUGCUUUACCACUUGCACUAAUGUCUAUGCGUUCACAAGCCAGCCGAGUCACGCAUCUAACACCGCAUGAAAUGCUUACGGGCCGGCCCAUGCCGCUACCAUACUUAAGAGGUCCCCAUGAGGGACCGUCCCUGGAACAGUUGCAAGGUGAAAUGUUUGAAUAUUUACGAAGUCUAACUCGUAUCCACAGGGCUGUGUUCCAGCAGGUGAAAGGUGCCACAGAGGACAGAGGGGUCGACAUCCCUGCAGACCUCCAGAGAAUACGGCCUGGAGAACAGGUGUACGUCAAGGUGUUCAAAAGGAAGUGGGACCAACCGCGAAGGGAAGGUCCAUACAAGGUCAUAUUAGCUACACCAACUGCCUUGAAAGUCGAAGGUAAGGACGUUUGGUUCCAUCUUAACCACUACUGCAGAGCUAACACCCCAGAGAGACCACCUGUUCCCCAACCUAGAGCCAGACAGAGAGCAGUAACUCCAGAGCCACAAGGGGACGGCGAAGCCGCCCCAAGGGCAGUAAGAGAUCAACCAGAAGGGGAUGGCGACGCCUCCCCACAGGAACAGGGGACAAGAAGGUCUGCACGCGUGGCACAGAGACGCAGGGCACAGAGAGCCCAGAGUGACAGCAGCGGGUCGUUACCAGAGAGGGUAUCGACAGGAGCAGAGAGCUCCUCAGAGGGAGGCUCCUCAUUCCCCGGGACUGACAGCCAACCUCGGUCUCAUGAGUCAUCACCUGUUAGUGAUAGGACAAAUCAUGAGGGGACAAGUACAGAGAGAGAGGUGGCAGCAGAGGCAAAAGGACAGGAGGGAGUCGGAGCAGAGACAGAAGGAGAAGAAAGAGUGGGAAGCCUUAGCUCAGAAACAGGGGAAGCUAGAGACCCAGAGAGGUCAGACUCAAACUCAGGCUCAAGUUCAGACUCAGACUCAAACUCAAGAGACACAGACACAAGAGACUCAGACCCCGGAGAGGGAACAAUCCCCCGGCAGACCUAA